GUGCCACAGGGGCUGAACGAUGCCACAAGUUUAGUUACWGCAGCUGGAGGACUUUCAGUGGACUAGAAGCCCUGCAGAGCGCUGAGGAGCGCGCGCACACAGCUGCUCUUCUCUGAUUUUUUUCUUUCUUUUUUUUUUUUGGUGGCUUCUUUUACGCAUCAAACGACUCCAAUCCAAGGUGGGAUUUUCUGCGUUUUUUUUUUAUAUAAUUCCGGAGUGCUUUUGUCACCAUGAGCGCCGGACAGAGCUAUGAGAAGAAAAUCGCGAACAUUCUGACCGACCUUCCCGGAUCUAUGAGCUGCCACCCGAGCUCCAAGGACUCCCCGACCCUCCCGGAGUCCUCGGUGACGGACAUGGGCUACUACAGCGGGCAGGSGGCGCACCAUGAAUACUACCAGAGUCAGCCGUACGGACAGCCCAUGAACUCUUACCACCACCAGUUUAAUCUGAACGGAAUGGGGGCGGCUGGAGCGUACGCCACCAAAUCUGAAUAUCCCUACACGAACAGCUACAGACAGUACGGACAUUACAACAGAGACCACCUGCAGGCCUCCCCUCCGGGCUCAGUGAAAGAAGAGCCAGAGCCAGAGGUCCGCAUGGUGAACGGGAAGCCCAAAAAGAUCCGCAAGCCGAGGACGAUUUACUCCAGCUACCAGCUCGCUGCUCUGCAGAGGCGCUUCCAGAAGGCGCAGUACCUCGCGCUGCCCGAGAGAGCGGAGCUGGCGGCGCAGCUCGGCCUCACCCAGACGCAGGUGAAGAUCUGGUUCCAGAACCGGAGAUCCAAGUUUAAGAAGUUGUACAAAAACGGCGAGGUUCCCUUGGAUCACAGUCCCAACGCCAGCGACUCCAUGGCCUGCAACUCCCCGCCCUCCCCGGCAGUGUGGGACAACAGCACCCCGCAGAGCACCCCCAUCAGCCGGCCCCAGGUGCCGCAGCCGGCGCACAGCUCGUCGCCGCCCUACCUGGAGGAUUAUAACAGCCACUGGUACCAGCAGGGAUCCCACCUACAGCACCCAGGAACCGUGCACCACCCAGUCCCGCAGCAAAGCGUGGGAGCUGUAUAUUAACACGGACUCAUGGCUUCUGUUUCUCUUCAAUUCUUUUUUAAAGUGUCCCCAUUAAAGACUCUGCCGAGCAAAAAUGGUGUCUGGACCCGGAGCAGGCCUGAAAUGAAACCUUUUUUUUUUUUAUGUCUUUGGUUUUGAUUAAACGAGAAUGUUUCAGAGCUGCAGGGUUUCUAUAAAAAAAAAAAAAAAAAAA
Austrofundulus limnaeus is the source of this 1260-nucleotide messenger RNA. Its product is annotated as homeobox protein Dlx3b. Gene Ontology annotation, biological process: epithelial cell differentiation; regulation of transcription by RNA polymerase II; embryo development. The coding region runs from base 231 to 1067 and encodes 278 amino acids. Gene Ontology annotation, molecular function: DNA-binding transcription factor activity, RNA polymerase II-specific; RNA polymerase II cis-regulatory region sequence-specific DNA binding. The record is from RefSeq and is a predicted model, not a curated record. Lineage: Eukaryota; Metazoa; Chordata; Actinopteri; Cyprinodontiformes; Rivulidae. The transcript is spliced from 3 exons.